AUGGGAUUUUUGAACGGGAUACGCAACCUCUGGGGAACUUCUUUAUCAGGAAAUAAAUGGAAAUACAAGGAAAUUUACGUGUCAAAAGUUUCUGAAGUUUAUUACAAUAUUGAAAGUGUUAAAUCGUUGAGUAUUGUAUCAAACGAAGAACGAAGACUGAAUACUGGCGAACAUCCGAAUCAGGAUGUUAAUUAA
Acaulospora morrowiae is the source of this 195-nucleotide messenger RNA. The record is from the annotation of a GenBank genome assembly. NCBI's taxonomy places the organism in Eukaryota, Fungi, Glomeromycota, Glomeromycetes, Diversisporales, Acaulosporaceae.